Anthonomus grandis grandis is the source of this 2562-nucleotide messenger RNA. RefSeq names its product ankyrin-3. NCBI's taxonomy places the organism in Eukaryota, Metazoa, Arthropoda, Insecta, Coleoptera, Curculionidae. The transcript has 8 exons. Bases 414 to 2456 code for a protein of 680 amino acids. Gene Ontology annotation, molecular function: transmembrane transporter binding. The record is from RefSeq and is a predicted model, not a curated record. Gene Ontology annotation, cellular component: synapse; axon initial segment; membrane. Gene Ontology annotation, biological process: negative regulation of delayed rectifier potassium channel activity; neuronal action potential; intracellular signal transduction.
UGUGACAAUCGAUAAGCGCGCGCGGGGCACAGAGGGGGUCAGUGUUUGCGUAUUUUGUGUUCCUCAGAAUAAUAAUAAUAUGUAAUGAUUUUUUUUUUUAAAUUUUUCACUAGACCGAACGUAAAAAUUCCGAACGUUUUAAUGGCUUACGUUCGUUUCGGCUUGAAUUAGGGUCAAGUUCUGCCGUAAUUACGGUGCGGUGACGUUUGUUUUUAUCUUGCAAAACUCCUAUGGUAAAUAAUUAAUGAUUUUUUCACCCAAGUUUUAUUUAUAGUCCUACUAUCCUUUAAAUAAACAAUCAUCUGGAAAAAUGUGAGCUAGUAUGCCUGAGAAACAAAUCGAGCAAUAAUUAUUCCAUGAUCUGUGACAAAAAAUUCUCCCUCAAAAUGACUCUAAUAAGGCUUUAGUGAAAUAUGGGUGGCUCAGUGAGUCAAGUUUUUCAGUCCGGAAGUGCCCUAUUGACCAACGGACAUGGCCAUAAAGUUUCUGAGUCAACCAGACAGAAAGUGCAAGAUAUUUUUGUUGCAUUAACUGCAAAUCCUAAAAUAGGGGUUCAAAGGCUAGAGGGCCUACUUUAUGCAAUACCUAAGAAUGAGAACAUAUUAGCAAUUCAUGAUGAGACUGGCUACAACCUUUUACAAAAAUGUGUAGGAGCAAAUAAUGUUGAAUUAGUUAGAUGGCUUCUAGCCAGGCAUACUGCCGCAGAUGUAAAUCGAUUCCCCUGCAGCUUACCACUUCACAUUGCUUGCCUCAAAGGACAUGAAGAAUGUGUAGAGGUAUUACUAAAACAUGGAGCUAAAAUUGACUUGGAGGCUAGGAUGUGUUGGCCAGGCCCUCAUAGUGGUAAUUGCGAGGAGAUAGGGAAAUAUUGUUCUACAAUACAGCAAGAUGAAACUUGUAUAGAGAGAGAAACCAGGGACAAUAAACCGCCAAACAAACUACAAUCUGCAAUUUAUUAUGCUUUAGAUGGGGACCAGGUCAAUACUUUGGUAAUGUUGGCUCAAAGAACAGAAGAUCCAUGGAAUGGUAUAUUUCGUGCAAGAAAACCCUUGCUUCAUGCGGCAUGUGAAAGAAAAGCAUGGAAUUGUACAGAGUAUUUAGUUCAAGAAAGAAGCGAAGAAAUUCAUAUUCUAAAAGACGAGUACUACCCUAUUCAUUAUGCUGCUUCCAAUGACCUCAAGUUCUUGGAACUACUAAUAGCUGCUGGUGCAGACACCACUGUCCGAACUUGUACGCAACAAAUGUCUUUAUUGCAUGUUGUUCUUUUAGUUGCACAUAAACCAGCAGAGGACACCAUAGCAACAAUUAGACUUCUCCUGGAUUAUGGCUGUAAAGAACUGAUUAAUGCUCCGGACAGUUUAGGAAACACACCUCUCCACGCGGUGGUGGUGCGUUACGCCUUAGAAGAAGCUCAAUAUGGUUACGAUAAAUGGAACAAAUGGGAUGUUUUACAUUUAGUGCGUUACCUCAUUCAAGCCGGUGCCAAACAGUCGAUCAAUCAUAGCGGAAAUUCGGCGGUCGCGUGCGUUUUGAGACACGUCAGGGAUUGGGAUGUUUGUUAUGAGUUGCUUAAUAUGUUGCUACAUGAAGGAGGAAAUCCCAACGAAGUGGGUCGCGACGGUUCAGUUCCCUUAAUGGUCUGCCUCGUCCCAUUAAUAAACAAAGACCCUUUACAUCACUUCACUCACAAUAUGAAGGUUUGCUAUUUGAAUUGUAUUAGAAUUCUUCUGGAAAAAGGUGCCAACCCAAAUUGUAGCUACCGUGCCAACCUGACGCCCCUUCACGUAUUAGUAUUCGCCGUAUCCGAAAAUAUUACGUUAAUUUGUGACGGGCAAAAGCAAACGAACUUCGACUUCAUAAAAAACCUGCUGGUUUUGCUUUUAACGCAUAAUUUAGACCCGAACGUCAAAGUGAGCACUAGAACCCAAAAUAUCCUUCAGUCCUGUAUGGAUAUGAUCCAAAACGUCAGGGACUGCAAGGAUAUUCACUACAUUUACGAUUUAACAUUGACGUUAAUCCAGUACGGUGCCAAUCCGGAUUUAUUGCUUAGCAUGUCGGAAGCGAUGAACCAUUCCCUACACUCUCAAAGCAUAUGGAAAACUAAGAAUUACAUCAUGUACUACUACGUAAUGCUAAUAUCACGAAAAGAAAACCUCAUUAUAGACCCCACGAUGACUUUCUCGAAAAUCAUUAUGUUGUUCUACCUGGUAAUGCAACACAAACCUUUAUUUGACUGUUUGAAGAUCUUGCAUACUCAACAGUUAAGUUUGGUACCGGGAAAAAUGACCGAACCGCUCACAUAUAUCAUUCGAGACUUGUACAGUAGACCCAGAACCUUGAAGCAAAUAUGUCGGGUCAAAAUUCAUAAUUGCAUUAACAGAAGACCGGGGUUGAACAUUAAUAAGUUGAAUUUGCCCCACCAGUUGAGGGACUACCUUUUGAAUUUUGAGCCGUAAGGGGGAGGAGGCGCGGGCAGUGUCGUUAAAGUGUUAAUGUUGUUGUUAUAUGAAUUUUUAUACUUGUGAUAUUUGAAUAAAACGUAUUAUGCUAGGAACGAAAAAA